ACAGUUAUUUUCAUUAAUUGCGCUUAUUGCAGUGAAGAUAUUACCUGCAUAAAAAUGAAAAGUCUCGUACUUUCCGUCUGUAUUUUAAUAAUUGCUUUUCAGCUGUCUAGCUCAAUAGAACUAAAAAAUUUUAAAAAUAUAAUAGAAACUACUGAGGAUGACGUUGAAGCUUGCCGGAUUGAAAAUAAUGUGACUCAUGCUGAUGUAUACAGUCCCCGAGACAUGAUAACUGACUUACCUACCAAACCCGAAAAUAAAGAAAAAACAAGAAGAAUAGGCUGCUGGAUUGCGUGUGCCUUAAAAAGACAGAAUUUAAUGGAAGAUUCAAACAUUAAGGAAGCGCAAGUUCAUGUAAGAAUAAAUGUAGAGUAUGCUGAUCAUCCUGAAGAAGUUAUUGCUCAUAAAAUUGCGCGUAAAUGCUUGAAAGAAGUGAGAAAUAUUACAGAAGAAUGUGAGAAAAGUUUCUCCCUGGUUGUAUGUGCUGUAAAAACUACACGUGAGGAAGAGGAACAUCAACUACAUGAAAUAGAAGAAGCAGAAAUGAAAUAAAUUAAUAUAUAAAUACAAUCAAAUGCAAAAAUUAAAUAUUGUCCAUAUAGUUACUAAUAAAGAGCUGUAAUAUACAUUGUGAGAAAUAGAAUAGAAUUUAAAACAAAA
Trachymyrmex septentrionalis is the source of this 657-nucleotide messenger RNA. RefSeq lists its product as uncharacterized. The record is from RefSeq and is a predicted model, not a curated record. Gene Ontology annotation, molecular function: odorant binding. Lineage: Eukaryota; Metazoa; Arthropoda; Insecta; Hymenoptera; Formicidae. The transcript has 5 exons. The coding region runs from base 55 to 549 and encodes 164 amino acids.